Molecule: messenger RNA, 2039 nt
Organism: Suricata suricatta (meerkat)
Lineage: Eukaryota; Metazoa; Chordata; Mammalia; Carnivora; Herpestidae
Gene: MLYCD
Product: malonyl-CoA decarboxylase
Exons: 4
Coding region: 1-1422 (473 amino acids)
Biological process (GO): positive regulation of fatty acid oxidation; fatty acid biosynthetic process; acetyl-CoA biosynthetic process
Cellular component (GO): peroxisomal matrix; mitochondrial matrix
Molecular function (GO): malonyl-CoA decarboxylase activity
Source: RefSeq, a predicted model, not a curated record
AUGGACCGGGAAUCCGCGAGUGUAGCGCGUUCCUCAGGUGAUGCACCUGCACGUAGCAGAGCUCGGCUGCAGGGCCGGGGAGGCGCGUCCGCAGAGGAGCAAGAGGACAGCGGCAGAGACGGUGACUUUGGGCGGCGACGGGACAAGUGCACGCCCGCGUCUCCGCCCCGCCGGGACCUUUGGUCGCACUUGGCUCCGGGCCGCGCUCCGCCCCGCCUCCCUCCCUCCCCUCCGAUUGGCCACUGUCCCGCCCCGCCCCCGGCGUCGGCCAAUGGGGAGGGCGCGAGCCGGAAGCCGGAAGCCGGAAGCCCGGCGGCGCCGGAGUCCCCAGGGCAGCUGCAGCGCGGCGGCAUGCGGGGCUUCAGUCCAGCGCUGACAGCGCGGCGUCUCUUCCCGCUGCGGGGCUUCGGCGUGGACCACGGCCAGGUGGCCGAGCAGAGCGCCGGCGUGCUCCAGCUGCGCCAGCAGCCGCGGGAGGCGGCCGUGCUGCUGCAGGCCGAGGACCGGCUGCGCUACGCGCUGGUGCCGCGCUACCGCGGCCUCUUCCACCACAUCAGCAAGCUGGACGGCGGCGUGCGCUUCCUGGUGCGGCUGCGGGCCGACCUGCUCGAGGCGCAGGCCCUCAAGCUGGUGGAGGGGCCGCACGUCCGGGAGAUGAAUGGCGUGCUGAAGGGCAUGCUCUCGGAGUGGUUCUCCUCGGGGUUCCUCAGCCUGGAACGGGUCACCUGGCACUCGCCCUGCGAGGUCCUGCAGAAAAUCAGCGAACCACAUGCGCACGCAGCGGCGAGCGGUGCGUGGAUGGUAAGUGGACAGCGUCUCGUCUUGGUGACCUUCCUGCUGACGUGUGUGUUCUCUCCACCUUCCUCCCCCACCGACCGUGCCCCACAGAAAGAGUUCCCUCAUCUCGGGACGUUUUCGAGUCUGUCUCCGAUCCCUGGAUUCACCAAGUGGCUCCUGGGGCUCCUCAACACACAAGCCAAGGAGGCCACGCGGAGCGAGCUGCUCACGGAUUCUGAACGUGACGAGAUCUCGGAGAUCCUCGGCGGCCCCGCCCACGAGGCCCUCAAGGUCUCGCUCAGCAGCAACGAGUGGGUGAGGUCGGAGAGGCUGGUCAGGGCGCUCCAGGCCCCGCUGAUGCGGCUCUGCGCCUGGUACCUGUACGGGGAGAAGCACCGGGGCUAUGCCCUGAACCCCGUGGCGAACUUCCACCUGCAGAACGGGGCCACCAUGUGGCGCAUCAACUGGCUGGCCGACACGAGCCUCAAGGGACUGAGCAGCUCCUGCGGCCUGAUGGCCAACUACCGCUACUAUCCGGACGAGACGGCCCCCAACAGCACCAGCUACCUCUGCUCGAAGACCAUCAAGGCCUCGGAGCAGGUGCUCAGCCUCGUGGCCCAGUUCCAGAAGAACAGCAAACUAUAAACCGGUCCUGACGCACUCAUCUCUGACUCAGGAAACAACCGUUUUCUGGACAGAUCAAGGGGGUUGGGGGAGCUAGGCUUUUUUAGUAAAGCAGAGCUAACGUGUGCCCUCUUGCCCAGAGCAAGGCCACACUGGAAGGCCGUGUCCUAACUCCCAUGGCGAGAGAGUGAGGCGUGGAGCCUGGGGCGAGAUGGUGGCACAGGUGGACUGGGUGGGGACGCCGUGCUGUCCCCAGGAGAGCGGCCUGGCGCCCUGCCAGAGCGGGCGCGGUGGCACCCCCGCCUUUAGAAAGCUCUAGAGCCUCCGCUGGCUGUGGCCCCAGGGUGGACCGGUGACAGGCUUGGAACGCGGUUCAGCCGUGGAUGUCCUAGCCGGUUCUCUCCGCUCGCUCCCAGGGCACAGAGGGCUGUGCUGCAUUUCACUCAAAUUUCGGAGAUCCCAAACGUAUGCAGAUGUUCGUGACCGUGCACCGUUCGCCAAAACCGUUGAGCACACGAGGUGUCGUCACUUGGGGCUUAAAUCGGGUUGUAAACUCUACGAUUUCCGUGCUGCAGGCUUCUCACGACCCCCAUAGUACAGAAGUUUCUUCCUCGGAGCAUUAAACCUGUGGUUGUUUA